AUGGUACUUCAGACGGCCUUUAACUUGCGCCGAGCGGCUCUUAAAGCUCAGCUGGCAUCCUCUCAUGCGCUUUCCACAGCAUCUGGCAGCUCUGGUGCCUUUCUGACUCUGGAGACUCGCCCUAAUGGCGUGGCUAUUGUGCGAUUGGACGAUAAAUCGGCCAAAGUGAACACUAUUUCGACCAAGAUGACAAAAGAAAUGUCGUCGAUGCUUGACACUGUGGAGAAUGACCCUGAUAUUAAGUCGGUGGUGCUUAUCUCGGCUAAGCCCGGCGUUUUCAUUGCCGGCGCUGACAUCGCUGAGCUAAAUGCAUGUAAAACAGAAGAGGAGAUGCGAGCCUUAUCUGGCUCUGGUCAAGCCUUUAUGAACCGCCUUGCGGGCUCCAAGAAGCCGUUUGUGGCAGCUAUCGAAGGAUCCUGUAUGGGUGGAGGUCUUGAGGUGGCACUCGCAUGCCACUAUCGUGUUGCCUCUCAAAGUAAAAAGACGCAACUAGCGUUGCCUGAAGUGAUGCUGGGGCUGUUGCCCGGUGCGGGGGGUACUCAGCGCCUACCAAAACUUGUAGGUAUCCAGGCUGCAUUGGAUAUGAUGCUUACAGGGAGAAAUAUCAAGCCUGACAAGGCUCUGAAGAUGGGUCUUGUGAAUCAAGUGGCGGAUCCGUAUGCUCUAGAGAGUGCGGCCAUCUCAGCAGCUGAGCAACUAGCUUUUGGAAAUCUAAAGUCUAGCAAGAAGAGUAGGGGAUUUGUUAAUCGGAUUUUGGAGGACACACCGCUGCGUCAAAUUGUCUUUAAGAAGGCCGAAGAGAUGGUAGUGAAGAAGACUGGCGGACAUUAUCCCGCACCGAAGCUUAUUAUAGAGGCAACACAAACUGGUAUUGAACAAGGAACUCAGAAGGGUCUGGAGGUGGAGGCUGCUAGUUUCGCAAAGCUAGGAAUGACUAGUGAGGCGAAGGCGCUUAUGAGUAUUUUUUUUGGACAAACCGCUUUGAAAAAAAAUCGGUAUGGAAAACCAGCGAAACCUGUGGAAACAAUGGGUAUCGUUGGUGCUGGCCUCAUGGGAGCUGGGAUUGCACAGGUGUCGGCUACUAAAAAUGUUCGCGUCUUGUUGAAAGACCGCAAUGCCGUAGCUGCAGCAAAGGGUGAGGACUAUGUACGCAACAACCUGGAUCAAAAAGUUAAGCGCAAGCGCAUGACGAUUUUUGAUCGAGAUGCCGUCAUGGCAAAGAUCGUGCCUCUCUCCGAUGAGGAUGAUAUCUGGAUCAAACAUAUCAUGAAGGCAGAUCUAGCCAUUGAAGCUGUGUUUGAAGACUUGGCUUUGAAGCACAAGGUGUUAUCUGAUCUUGAAAAGUACGUCCCGAACGAUUGUGUACUUGCAACAAAUACAUCGGCACUUCCAAUUGCCGACAUUGCAUCUGCCUGCAAGCGUCCGGAGAAUGUGAUUGGAAUGCACUAUUUUUCACCUGUGCCGAGUAUGCCGCUAUUGGAAAUUAUACGUCAUGCAGGUACAAGUGAUGCGACAGCCUCGAAAGCCUUGGAUUUAGGACUUCGGCAAGGCAAAACAGCUAUCGUGGUGAAGGAUGUUCCAGGAUUCUAUGUUAAUCGCUGCCUUGGGCCUUACAUUGCAGAGACAUUGGCUCUUGUAGCAGAUGGUGUGGAUCCGGAAACUCUCGAUAAACUCAUAACAAAAUGGGGCUUGCCUGUGGGUCCUAUCACGUUGGCUGAUGAGGUAGGCCUCGACGUGGCUUACCACGUCAACCAGACCUUGUCGAAGGCGCUGGGCGUCCGUAUGAAUGGCGGAGAUGCCAAGCUAUUCGAAGAGAUGAUUGCGAAGGGUUUUUUGGGUAAAAAGUCUGGCAAGGGAUUUUUUGUGCAACCUUCUAAUGGAAAGAAAGCUAAGAAGAUCUUGAAUGCUGAUGCUACAAACAUCGUGAAAAAGUUCCAAAAAGAAGAUCGAAAGCUCAGUGAAGAAGACACGGUGAACCGUCUUAUCUCACGCUUUGUAAACGAAGCCGUUCUAUGUGUACAAGACGAGAUUAUUGAAUCUCCUUUGGAGGGCGACAUUGGAGCAGUAUUUGGCAUUGGCUUCCCGCCUUUCAUUGGUGGCCCCUUCCGCUAUGUUGACAAGGUGGGCAGCGCAAAGUUCACGGAGAUGAUGCAGCGUUAUGCUGACCAAUAUGGCCCGCAAUUUGCACCUGCACCGCUCCUGCAAGACAUGGCCAAGACGAACAAGAAGUUUCAUUCGGCUUAA
Molecule: messenger RNA, 2244 nt
Organism: Plasmopara halstedii
Lineage: Eukaryota; Oomycota; Peronosporomycetes; Peronosporales; Peronosporaceae
Product: fatty acid oxidation alpha mitochondrial
Exons: 1
Coding region: 1-2244 (747 amino acids)
Biological process (GO): fatty acid beta-oxidation
Cellular component (GO): mitochondrial fatty acid beta-oxidation multienzyme complex
Molecular function (GO): enoyl-CoA hydratase activity; NAD+ binding; long-chain (3S)-3-hydroxyacyl-CoA dehydrogenase (NAD+) activity
Source: RefSeq, a predicted model, not a curated record